GACACAGUUGUGACAAAUGUAACAACAAUUUGUGUCUCCUGCGCAGCUUAGCGGCAAUAGUCUCCCAUCCAGGACAGCCGACGGUUGUGAAGAUGCUGACCAAAGCACUCGUCGUGUUCGCAGCUCUUUCUCUGGCCGCGGGGAAGCAAACCGGAGACGUGGUCCACCCCUGCGUGCUGAGCGACCACCACUGCAUCCGCGACAACCUGAAGGCGAACUCGCACUGCCGGCCGGUCCGGGGUUCACUUCCCGGCCAGUACACCGCCGGCCAGUGGCGGUUCGAGACGCCUUACUUUAACGCGUCUUACAUCGACCAGGGGCUGGUUAUUAGGAACCAUGAUAAAUGCUACGUGUCUGAGUUCUUUUUCAACAAGAAAACCGACGUAGCUGUCAUCGCUAUUGACUGCCCGAACCUCGUGUUCGAAUCCGAUCGUCUACUGUUACAGCACUACUCACUAAAGGAGGAUACCACUUACAACUACCACAUCAGAGGCACCUACCCUCUGAUCCGCUUGACGAUGAACGUGCCGAAAGCCAACCGCCUGAACAUCUGCAACGGGUUCACGUUUGCCGACGUCACGGCUCUGCCAAUCUUCCACAUCGACCCUAAAGACAAGCCAACAGCGGACUUCCUGACUCCAGACCUGUCCUACUUGAACAUCUACGAGCGAGAAACGUUCUUCUACCGCGCCAACUACCUGCUCCGAGCAUACGUUAACUCCUACAUCUGCGACUUUGGUUGCAAUUAACUUACAUUUUUGAUUAUUUUAGAAUUUUUAGACUA
Cydia strobilella is the source of this 784-nucleotide messenger RNA. RefSeq names its product fibrohexamerin-like (gene P25). Gene Ontology annotation, molecular function: structural molecule activity. Gene Ontology annotation, cellular component: extracellular region. The coding region runs from base 93 to 749 and encodes 218 amino acids. Lineage: Eukaryota; Metazoa; Arthropoda; Insecta; Lepidoptera; Tortricidae. The transcript is spliced from 5 exons. The record is from RefSeq and is a predicted model, not a curated record.